ACGCAAAACGCUACCAUGGGACUCCAGCCUAACCGCGUGUUAGUAAUUGUGGUUUGUUUAUAAAUAUAUAUUAAAAUCAUAACCGAAUUUUAAUUUCUUGAGAUUAUUUUUCUUGUUUAACAUCUAAUGCUUUUCAAAUGUACAAAAGUGAUAAAUAUUGAAACAAUAGAUUCACAUAUAUUUACAGAUACAUAUAAGAUACUCAACUUACAAAAUAUUCUCUAAACAUGGUUUAGAAUUGUGAGAAUUCGCCGAAUAACGACAUAAAGAUAUACAACUAGAUAGUCAUGUCUGCUUUAAAAGCUCACGAUGUCAGUAAUUCGUCGAGAACCAGCGAUAUAAAAGUUAAUGAAGAAGUAACUUUUUCGCAGUUAAGUCUCUCUCAAAAGACUUUAGAUGGCCUUUUAUAUUGUGGUUUUAUCAAGCCCUCACCAAUACAGUUGAAAGCGAUUCCUCUUGGUCGCUGUGGAUUCGAUUUGGUGGUACGAGCAAAAUCAGGAACUGGUAAAACAGCAGUUUUUGGUCUCAUAGCUUUGGAAACACUUGAUAUUGAACUAUCAUGUACCCAAGUAUUGAUUUUAGUUCCUACGCGAGAAAUCGCUGUUCAAAUUGCAGAUGUUAUAUCAUCCAUUGGAAGGGAGAUGAAAGGUUUAAAAGUAAACUAUUUCAUAGGAGGGGUUUCGUUAGAUGAGGAUAGAAAAAAACUGAAUAAAUGUCAUAUAGCAGUUGGUGCUCCUGGAAGAAUAAAGCAUUUAAUUGAUAAAGGAUUUUUGAAACCUAAUACUAUUCGUCUUUUUGUGAUGGAUGAAGCAGAUAAAUUAAUGGAGACAAGUUUUCAGAAGGACAUCAAUUACAUUUUUUGUAAGCUUCCAACGGAAAAACAAAUUAUAUCCUCAAGUGCUACGUAUCCAAAUGAUUUGGAAAUAUUUUUAAGUCAAUAUAUGAGUGGACCUGUUUUGGUAUCAACCGAUUAUGAUGGUCCAAUGCUUGUUGGACUGAAACAAUUUGUUGUUAUUGUUCCACACCAUCCGAAUGCAAUGAAGCAGGUACAUAUUAAGACCGAAGAAUUGGCAAAAAUAUUCAGUACGGUUCCUUUUAAACAAUGUUUGGUGUUUUCUAAUUAUCAAACCAGGGCUCAAUCUGUUUGCAAUAAGAUCACAUCAAUGGGAUUUCCAGCCAUGUUUAUAAUAGGAAGUCAAGACAUGAAUAAGCGUCUGGAUUCACUUUCAAAAUUGCAAAAUUAUGAAUGCAAAAUAAUGUUGACCACAGAUUUAACAGCAAGAGGUAUCGACGUUAAAAAUGUGAAUUUAGUGGUUAAUUUAGACAUUCCAAUUGAUAGUGCAACAUAUUUGCAUCGCAUUGGAAGAGCCGGUCGUUACGGAUCAUACGGAAUUUCAAUAACUAUUAUUUCCGAUCGAGAACUUAAGAAUUUUCAAGACCUAAUGUUUCACGUUGGAGGGAAACAUUUUUCAAUUUUCAAGUUACCAAUUCCCUAUCCGUCGGACAUUUGGAAUAUGAAUAACGUGGAUUUUGAAAGAGUCUCAGCCAGUGAUCUGGAAAAAGCAAUAGACAAUUGUAAUGAACAAAAAAAAUUUACUUUAUCGAAUCCAAAUGAACAGAAAGACAUAAUUGAAUAUAAUUCCAUCACGUCAUGUGAUUUUAAAUUAAAAGCCGAAGGAGCAGAAGAACAGAAUAGUGAAGAGUCAAUACAGAAAGACUUUGAAUUAACACAAAAUGUUAAGAAUCUAUUUCAUGAAGAUAAAAAUCCAGAAAUUUACAAAUCAAACCAAAUUGUUCAUAAUGGUCAUUCAGAAACUGAUGAUAAAUAUUGUGUAGAAAAUGAUUACGAAAAUGGACUAAAUCCGUCAAUUGUAGUUCAGUCGGAAGAGCCAAUUAUUAACAAAACUGCAAAAUUAGAAUUAGAUUCACAUAAUACUGAAAUGUUGAAAUUAACAGAAUUGUUUAUUAAAAAAAUAAGUAGUUGUAUAUUUAAUGAAGAUUUUAAAGUAAAGGAAGAAGGGACUUUUCCAUCUGUUUUUGAAUUGUACAAAGAAACAAAAUACACAGGAAAUGGAGCAAUCGAUUCUACGGAAGAAUGUGUUUUAAACACUCAAAAAAUUGUUGAUGAAAAAUUUAGUACACACAAUAGAAAUAUUAGGAAGAAAAUUUUAUCAGAUAGAGUUAAAGAAAAUGGAUAUAUAGCCAAUGGAGGGGGAAAUAAUAUUAAUGAGGAUAUAAAUUCUAAUAUGGAAAAAUUCCUGGAUUAUUUGACCAUUACCACAAAUAUGCGAUGCGAGGCAGAGUAUUUAUCAUAUAUGCUAAAUGUUGAUUAAAUAAAGUUACUAAUUAUUUUGGAGAAAUGCAGUGACAUUUUUGGACAAGUUGGUUUAUUAUUAUUGUUUUAAGUUAUAUACACGAGUACAAUUUGAGAUCCUGCUGUUCUCAUUUUUACGGACUGGAAUUAAUUAUACAGUGUAAAUAAUAAAUAUACAGUAUCUAUUUUAUGCAA
Molecule: messenger RNA, 2509 nt
Organism: Leptopilina heterotoma
Lineage: Eukaryota; Metazoa; Arthropoda; Insecta; Hymenoptera; Figitidae
Product: probable ATP-dependent RNA helicase DDX20
Exons: 8
Coding region: 288-2333 (681 amino acids)
Molecular function (GO): ATP binding; nucleic acid binding; RNA helicase activity
Source: RefSeq, a predicted model, not a curated record